This is a messenger RNA of Drosophila suzukii, 809 nucleotides long. The record is from RefSeq and is a predicted model, not a curated record. Lineage: Eukaryota; Metazoa; Arthropoda; Insecta; Diptera; Drosophilidae.
UUCAUUCAUUAAAUACAAAAAUUCAUUAAACAGACGAGCGAUCAGAAAUAUUACCGCUGCAGUCCGAGGAAAGUGGCCCGUAUGUCUGACCGGUGUAAAGGGGAAAAAGCAAAAAUAGUUGUUUACUUUCGGAACAGAAGCAUCGACAACAACAACGCAAAACACCGGGGUAACAAGCUCUCUCGGUGCGAUAAAAUAUGUUUUUUUAAUGCAGAACACAUCAAAGUUCGAGUACACAAACAUCAUAUGCACUUCUCUGGAUACAAAUUUUUCCACAUUUGAUUAUUGCUACAUAAAACCCAUAAAUCGGACAUACAAGUAUAUUUCCUUCAAAGCGAAAUUAUUAAAGACACCUGUUACUAAAAUUAAGUUAAACUUCGCAUGGUUUAAACGGGUGAAUGGUUACAGGCCGUUUCUUUAUAACAUAACAGUGGAUUCAUGCCGCUUUCUAAAAAAUCCCAGUUCUCAACCUAUAGCUGAGUUUUUUUAUGAGCUCUUUCGGUCUCACUCCAACAUGAACCAUACAUGCCCUUACGAUCAUGAUAUCAUAGUCGACAAGUUAUCCGCCACCUUCUUGAACCACAAGUUAACGAAAGUUUUGCCUGUUCCGGAAGGACAAUACCUGAUGGAGACACAUUGGUACGCUUACGACAUUCUUCGAGCUAGUGUCAAAUUCUAUGUAUUAAUUUCUUGAAUGCACUACCAUUUGUAUUUGUUUAUACUCUUACUCUAUACUUAUAAUUCGAUCAAUUUUCAUAUAGUAGACUUGGUUGAACUACAUUGAGUUAUUAUGAACAUAAAUUAUUAAC